Messenger RNA from Populus nigra (black poplar), 2727 nucleotides. RefSeq lists its product as uncharacterized. Gene Ontology annotation, molecular function: protein serine/threonine kinase activity; ATP binding. NCBI's taxonomy places the organism in Eukaryota, Viridiplantae, Streptophyta, Magnoliopsida, Malpighiales, Salicaceae. The coding region runs from base 381 to 2066 and encodes 561 amino acids. The transcript is spliced from 14 exons. The record is from RefSeq and is a predicted model, not a curated record. Gene Ontology annotation, biological process: intracellular signal transduction; peptidyl-serine phosphorylation.
UCUGGUGAGGCCUGGUCUGCUGCAAAUGCAAUGAAACUGCUCACAGUAGCUAGAGAAAAUAUUGCAAUCAAGAUUUAUGAAAAAUAUUUAUCUAUACAAAGCAAAGCAAGAGGAUCAAAUAAAUGUAUUGAUCGAUAAAUAUAGUUUUACUACACCGUAAAUGCCGCUCUUCUCCUUGGCGGAUCACUCACAUCUCUCAAAUUUGUCUGUAAUCCGAUUUCUCUGUUUCUUCCCUCUUCUUUUUUUUCCCCGUACUUUCUAGAAUUCUGCAGAACAAUUGCUAGAAAUCGUUUUCAUUUUCUCUUCCAUCGAUCGACUCCUCUUCUUCAAGAUGUUUUUUUAAUUUAAUUGUGGGAUGACUGGUAGCAGUGAGAAGUGAAAUGGAUUCAGCGAGGAGUUGGUUUCAAAAAUUUCAACCGAGAGAAAAGUUCAGGUCUCCUUCGAGGAGGAAGGAGGGAGGAGAUGAGGAUAAUGAAGAUACGAUAUCGGAAAUGGAUGAGGAAGCUCAUUCCAAUGUCACCAAGCAGAAAGUUGCUGCGGCUAAGCGGUAUAUUGAGAAUCAUUACAAAGAGCAGAUGAAGAAUCUACAAGAGAGGAAGGAACGACGGACGACAUUGGAAAAGAAGUUGGCGGAUGCUGAUGUGUCUGAGGAAGAUCAGAGCAACUUACUUAAAUUCCUGGAGAAGAAGGAAACUGAAUACAUGCGCCUCCAGAGGCAUAAAAUGGGUGUUGAUGAUUUUGAAUUGUUGACAAUGAUUGGCAAGGGUGCGUUUGGGGAGGUCAGAAUCUGUAGAGAAAAAACAACAGGCCAAGUGUAUGCUAUGAAAAAGCUUAAGAAAUCAGAGAUGUUGCGCAGGGGCCAGGUUGAGCAUGUUAAAGCUGAAAGGAAUCUGCUCACUGAGGUUGACAGCAAUUGCAUUGUCAAACUGUACUGUUCUUUUCAAGAUGAUGGGUUUCUCUACCUUAUCAUGGAAUAUUUACCUGGUGGAGAUAUGAUGACUUUACUUAUGAGAAAAGAUACCUUGACAGAAGAUGAAGCUAGAUUUUAUGUUGGAGAAACAGUUUUGGCUAUUGAAUCUAUCCAUAAGCAUAAUUACAUCCAUAGGGAUAUUAAGCCCGACAACCUGCUACUUGAUAGAUAUGGGCACUUGAGGCUAUCUGAUUUUGGACUGUGUAAACCAUUGGACUGCAGUACCAUCCAAGAAGGAGACUUUUCAGUAGUAAACAACAAUAGUAAUGGGACUACACAGAAUGAAGAACGCCCAGCAGCUCCAAGGCGCACACAGCAAGAGCAAUUGGAACAUUGGCAAAAGAAUAGGAGGAUGCUUGCCUUUUCUACUGUCGGUACACCUGACUAUAUCGCUCCAGAAGUGCUAUUGAAGAAAGGUUAUGGGAUGGAAUGUGAUUGGUGGUCACUUGGUGCUAUUAUGUACGAAAUGCUUGUGGGUUAUCCACCUUUUUAUUCCGAUGAACCAUUGUCAACAUGUAAGAAGAUAGUAAACUGGAGAACACAUUUGAAAUUUCCAGAGGAAGCAAAAUUAUCUCCAGCGGCAAAAGAUCUUACUAGCAAACUCUUAUGUAAUGUCGACCAGAGAUUGGGAACAAAUGGCGCAGAAGAAAUAAAGGCUCAUCCAUGGUUUAAUGGGGUGGAAUGGGAUAAGCUUUAUCAGAUGGAAGCUGCAUUUAUUCCUGAGGUCAAGGAUGAUUUGGAUACCCAAAAUUUUGUAAAAUUUGAAGAGUCUGAGAACCAACCUCAAACUACAUCAAAAACUGGUCCAUGGAGAAAGAUGCUCUCAUCCAAGGACGUCAAUUUUGUGGGCUAUACAUACAAGAACUUUGAAAUUGUGAAUGACUAUCAAGUUCCGGGGAUGGCUGACUUGAAGAAGAAAGACACCAAGCUGAAGAGACCAUCUAUCAAGUCGCUUUUUGAAGGCGAGUCGGAGGCAAUAGAAUCAUCAGUUACAGCCCCUGGUGAUGAGACUUCUCGAGGGAGCUUUCUGAACCUCUUGCCUCCACGACUAGAAGUAUCUCGAAAUCAGAAUGAAACCAUUAUUAGAUUUCAUUGAUGGUACCUUCUGCAUUCGCAGUUGAUGUUGACACUUAUUUGAAGUUGAAGUGCUGGGUUUUGAGGCAACUUUCAGCUUUAGCUCUCCUUAGGCAAUUAGCGGUGCAUUUUUAUUUAUUUUAAUUAUUUGUUAAAAAAAUAGUAAAUACGAUACGAAUUCACUCAGUAUAUAGCAGGACGUACAAAUCCACUCUAACACAUAUCAUGUAUAUGUUUACAUGUGUUCUUCAGGUUGAUAAUAGGAAGGAAAAAAAAAACAUCUGUGUAAUCUAUUUGCUGAGAUGAUGCGCUGCAUAAUGAGUGAUGGGUGCACAGUUGUUGCAGAAAUUUGCUUUAUUCCUUCCUCGAAUGUGCUCCAGCUCCUCUUCUUAAUGAUUCAAGCAAUACUUUCGCCUCUGAGCUUCCUCGAAACCCUUUUUUAAAGAGUUGGUCGAGCCUUCUUUGAGGAGUUAAACCCGUGACCUCUCCUUUAAACGAGUAGUGUUGCUGCCAGUGGAGUUAGAGCCCAAGUGGCAACUUCCUUGAAACUGCUGUUUGCUACAAAGGCUCGAGUGUAUAUAUAGAUUCGAGGAGCCAUAAACUCUGAAUGCAUGGAAGAACGAUUGAAUAACAACAACAACAACAACAAUGAAUGAAUUGAAUAACUUUCUGUUCUACUUUAA